AUGCCCAUCAACAGCACUUCCAGAUCCUCAAUGCCAGUGCAGGUGCUGAAUGUUAUCAUACUGUUCCUUAGUCUCUUUAUCGCAUGUGCCCUUGCUGGAGACCAGGCCAAGUAUCGGACCAACCCCUCUUCAUCCAACUAUAGCAGUCAUAGACAAGAUGUCUGUGGCAGAUAUGAUAGAUUCCGUUCUGGUGAGAUUGAGCUGAAAGAUGCCCUUUCAGGCAUAGCUUUGAGGCCAGUCUUUGUGUCUUUUGAAGGUUAUGAUGAGUAUAUUGACAGCAACAAUCCAGGCAUUCCAAUAGAGCUGCUCGAUCUAGUCGCUGAACGGGCCAAUUUCACUUGGCGCAAGUCCUUUGGCGUCACUGAAGUUGCUGGGAAUUACAACGUGACAUGGACUGAGCUUCUGCUCUGGCAGAUUGACAACUACGAUAUAACAAUUGAUGGCUGGGAUCAUUCAGUAGAAAGAAUGGAGCGCGGUGUUACAUACACCGAGCCAUGGUCCGAUGCCAGCUUUAUUUUGAUUGACCGGAGGAGGAACCUUCGGGAAGUCAACGCUGUGGAUCCUUUCAAUUGGACUAAGCCUUUUGAACCAGCUGUGUGGGGAAUGAUUGCUCUGACAAUUUUCCUGUCUGCGCUAGUCUACCAGCUCAUUGAAUAUCUCAACGGAGAGAGAGAAGACAGGUCCCUCUACCAAUGGUUCUCCGACAACAUCUACCUCAGUGUUCUCAACUUCUCCCAGAACUUUGAAUAUGCUCCCACCAGUCUUGCUGGAAGAAUAUUUGGUGUCAGCAUGACACUUUGGGCACUGGUCAUCAUGGCGACAUACACAGCAAAUCUAGCCUCUCUGUUUGUGGACUCCCGAAUAGAACCAAUCUUGGUGGACUCAAUGGAGGCAGCAGUGGUAUAUGGUUAUCGUGUCUGUACAGUUGAAAAUACCAAUUUGGACUUUUACAUUCGUGAUACCUAUCCAAAAGCACACCGGGUAACCAGAGUUGAUGACUUUGAAAUGUUCAAGUCACUGAGAAACGGAGAAUGUGAGCUGGCUGCGACAUAUUCUGAUGUAUGGCACGAAGCUCAGGUUAUCGAGGAGUACAACCCUCACUGUGACUUGGAGUGGGUUGGUGGUGAAAUACGGUCCAUCAAGUCUGGCUUUGCUGUUAUAGCAGAUGCAGGUGACAAGUGCAGCAGUUUGGUCCGCCAUGUUGUGAAUUUAUUUCUGGUAGAAAUAGUGGAAGAAGGGAUCCUUGCAGAGCUUAGGCAAAAAUACCAAGAAUUAUCAGAUGAUGGCAUCUGCAGCUAUGAUGAAGAAGAUGAAGAUACACGAGACCGCCGACUUCAAUCCCACAAUAUCCCACACCAGUCAAAGAUACUCAGGGGGCCCCAGGCUUCUUCUAAGCAUCGGGUUCUCAAGAGUAGUGGAGGAACAUCUGGUGGAGGAGCACCAGAGGGUGAUCCUAUAGACUCUGAUACAUUGACUCUGCAGCAGAUGGCUGGGACAUUCAUUCUGCAUUGGGGAGUCAUGGCUGUGGCUGUUGUGGUUAGUUGCUUUACUGCCUAUGGUGAGAAAAAUGACUGGUUUAUGAAGGAAGGGCAGAUAGUGGAGAAAGUGAUCCACAGGAACUUUGGACCAAUCAUUGGAAUGCCACCACCAGUCAAUACUUAUGUCGUCCGGAGCGUCAAAAAGGACGAGUCAGCAUUGGAGGACAACGAGAACGUCAGCAACAAUCCUGUUAGGGGUGAUAAUUAUGAUAUUGCUGCACUUGGAACGAGAAUGAAUGAAAUGCAGAAAGCUUUGGAUGCCCAAACGGCAAUGAUGCAAGAGAUGCGGCAAUUCUUAAGGGAACCUCCAAAAGAGCAUUUUGUGUAA
Messenger RNA from Seminavis robusta, 1866 nucleotides. NCBI's taxonomy places the organism in Eukaryota, Bacillariophyta, Bacillariophyceae, Naviculales, Naviculaceae. The record is from the annotation of a GenBank genome assembly.